Ctenopharyngodon idella (grass carp) is the source of this 3965-nucleotide messenger RNA. It is a transcript of the gene oprd1b, whose product is annotated as opioid receptor, delta 1b. Gene Ontology annotation, molecular function: neuropeptide binding; G protein-coupled enkephalin receptor activity. The coding region runs from base 1542 to 2666 and encodes 374 amino acids. Lineage: Eukaryota; Metazoa; Chordata; Actinopteri; Cypriniformes; Xenocyprididae. The transcript is spliced from 3 exons. The record is from RefSeq and is a predicted model, not a curated record. Gene Ontology annotation, biological process: G protein-coupled opioid receptor signaling pathway; neuropeptide signaling pathway. Gene Ontology annotation, cellular component: membrane; neuron projection.
AUCUGUCUAUUUGUUUAUCUCUGUUUUAUCAGUUCUUUUAACAGGCUCCAGAGAAAUCAUCUUGUUUUCUGAGCUAUAUACAAAGCUUACACAAAUGGUAACAUUUAACAUAGCUUAUAAUGAAUUUUGGAUAAAAAAGCAUGUUACAACAAUAGAGAACCAUUAGAGCCAUCAGGGAGGAUAUUGUCAAGUGCUUGAAUUAGAUUCUCUGUUAUAUAAUUUCAUUUCCGCACAACCCCUGUGAUUAGAAGCCACAGAAUAGUGAAGAAUCUUUUUGAUUGAACUGAUCAUGUAAUCAUUUGAGCAUGAUUUCAUUAUCAAAAUGUGUGCUAAUUGCAAAUUUACCCCUGAGGGUCACUGUUCUUUUCCUUAGUGGGAUCCAAGCACCUGUAAAAGUAAAUCAGAUAAAGGUUUCAUUUGACUUGUAUCAUGCAUUGAUGUAGACAGAAGUAGGCCUACUGUAUGCUGAUCUACUACUUUGUAAAUUGAAUGAACUCAGUAAUGUUUUAAGAGGUACCAAAACAACAUGCUUUAACAGCUUGACUUAAAUACAAAGCCUCCAGAUGGUGUCCUGUUUUUCAGGAAAUGAAGCCAAGAGCAAUGCUUGACAAAAUCACAAUCUUGACAAAUCUGUCACCUCAAAGCAGCAAGGUCAAGAACUUAUAAGCCUCCAAACUUAAAAACAGCAAAGGUUAAUCAAGGGUCAUAUCCAUUAAUAUCAAUAAUGUUGGAAAUUUGCAACAUCACUUGUGUGUGCUAACUUGCAACAUCAGUAGUGUUGUUUUGGAUUGAGACAAUGAUUUGAACCGGAUGGAUGGAUGGAUAGAUAGAAAGAAAUUUUAGGAUGCAUUUUACAUUUUCCAUACAUCAUAAAUACAUUUGUUUUGUGAAAAUCUGUGCACUGUGCAGCAUAAAGGCUAAAAUGUAUCUGUCUCUUUACCUGUAGACAUGCUUAGAAGAAAAAUAUAGGCAAAAAUAUUAAAUGUUAUGAAUGAAACAGCUCAUAAACAUGCUUUAUCACUAGAAAAAUUGAAUGUAAGACAUUUCUCCUUAUGAAAGUAAGACAUUUCUCUUUAUAGUAGCUUACGUUUUUGGCAUAAAGGGCUCUUUAAAAUCGAGUCAAGAACCUUAGGGUUUUAUAGAAACCCUAUUUAACCUUUUUCUAAGUGUGCGGAAUGGAAAAAUAUAACAAACGCACUGUUCAUAGUAAAUAGCAUAGAUAUAGUCCACAUUUACAGUGUGUCGAGUGACACUGUUGUGUGUGUGCGCAGUAUUUGCAGUGUGUUCACUACUCCUUCCAUGCAAAUGGUUUGUACUUCGGGAGAGAGUAAGAGCGCAUGCACAGCACCACGCGCAGUUGGAAGUCGAGUGCGCUCUCGAGCAGAGAAGAGAAAAGGAGGGCUGCUUAAAGUGACUAGUGGAGUUGAUGCCUUUCUAACUGCUGUUCUAUAUCUCUCUAUACCUUUUAGAUUAACGAUAUAUGUUUAAUCUUCCAGUUUUACUCACAUUAGAAGACGUGUGACAUACAGGGGAAGCGCAUAAUGGAGCCUCCAACAGUGACUGUUAAUGAUUUUCUCGAACAGUAUCCUUUGAUUCUCCACAACUCGAGCUUUAUGGAGGAACCAGCGGGACUUCUGUCCAACUGGAGCGAAGUCAGCGAGCCGAAGGCGGUGAGAGGCAGCACUGCGGUCGCUAUCGCUGUGUGCAUAACCGCACUGUAUUCCGUCAUAUGCGUGGUGGGACUGUUUGGAAAUAUUCUGGUUAUGUACGGCGUGGUCAGGUACACAAAGAUGAAGACAGCUACCAACAUUUACAUCUUUAAUCUGGCUUUGGCCGAUGCAUUAGCCACCAGUACUCUGCCCUUCCAGAGUGCCAAAUACCUCAUGAGCACCUGGCCAUUUGGUGAGCUCUUGUGUAAAGUGGUCAUUGCUAUUGACUACUACAACAUGUUUACCAGUAUUUUCACAUUGACGAUGAUGAGUGUGGACCGUUACAUUGCCGUGUGCCAUCCAGUGAGAGCCCUGGACUUUCGCACAGCCGUCAAAGCAAAGAUCAUCAACAUCUGCAUAUGGAUUCUCUCCUCUGCUGUCGGCUUCCCAGUCAUGGUUAUGGCCGUUACAGUGACAGACACAGGCAAAACGGUCUGCAUGUUGAAAUUCCCAGGCCCAGAUCCACAGUAUUGGGAUACUGUGACCAAGAUCUGUGUUUUCAUUUUCGCCUUUGUGGUUCCCGUCUUGGUCAUCUCCAUCUGUUACGGCCUGAUGAUCCUUCGCCUUAAGAGUGUACGCUUGCUGUCCGGCUCCAAAGAGAAGGACAGAAACCUCCGGCGCAUCACCCGCAUGGUAUUGGUGGUGGUAGCAGCUUUCAUCAUCUGCUGGACCCCCAUCCAUAUCUUCAUCAUCGUCAAGACUGUGGUGGAGAUCGACCACAAGAAUCUGCUCGUGGUCGCCUGCUGGCACCUGUGUAUUGCUCUUGGCUACAUGAACAGCAGCCUCAACCCGGUCUUGUAUGCAUUCCUGGAUGAAAACUUCAAGAGGUGCUUCAGAGAAUUCUGCCUGCCCUUUCGUUCCCGCAUGGAGCACGGCAGCUUUUCCAGAGCCCGUAGCGCCACGAGAGAGCCCAUCUCGGUGUGCGCCAAGUCUGAUUCAAUGAAGCAGCCUACAUGACUAGACCUGGACCAGAUGCCUCCUGGUACGCUACCAAGGACACAGAAAGACCUGCAGUCUGAGGUCACCCAGAUCUCCACCACUGAGUUUUAAACUCCUCUGAGGUUAAUAAAAGUUGACGACAAGCUCAUAUACCGAAAGGCAAAAUGCUUGUUUUAUUAGUCAUCUUUUUUUCCCACGUUUCUUGACUUCACUGUGUGGGAAAUGUGAUGGAUGGCUCUAAAAUAAUCACCAAAAAUUAUAAGAUGAUUUGGACCAUCAAGAUUCUAAUCAUGCAUUGGCAAAGACAUCAAAAAUGUGGCCUUGAAUGGUCAACAGGAAAUGCAUACAUUCAUUAGUGGUAUAUGAGCCAUCAAAGUGGAUUCCCGUAAUCAGAUUUUAAAAUAAAAGUGAAUGCAUUUCCCUGGGAAUUGUGGGAUCUUGUUAUUGAAUUACAUUAUUACCGGGGCCAAACGAUGCACUGAAUACACAAAUUCAGAUUCUAAUACAACAAAAUAAGCUGUAAGAUGGAUAUUUCAUUUAAAGAGACAAACAUGCUAGUUUUUCAAAGAACGGUGAAAAUGUACAGAGGUCUUUUGCCACUCCAUAAUAAGAGGAUUUCAUUAAACCUGAAGAUAAAGAUAUAUGGAGAAAGAGAGGUGUCGGAUACAGAGAAUGGACCAAAAUUUCAUCCUAAGGUUUGCAGGAAAGAUUUGCAAGGAUGACAGAGUAAUUCCCUCAGGAUGGCUGUUAAAAUACACUGUUACAUAAACUCUCGACACAUUCAUUUCAUGGUGCUUGAUAAGGUGUAAUUUUGUGCUACUAGUGAAGGUGUUUGAUAACCUUUGACUAUGAAGUACACAGUGUUUAGACAUAUUCUGACUCUAUCACAAAAGGACACUGAUAUUUUCUUUGUAGUUCUUUAUGAAGUAUUUAGUGCAACAAUUCUUGCAUUUCAUUGCCAUUAGCGCAGAAUGGUUGUUUUUUGACCUUCUUCAAAUCCCAAAGUUGAAGUGACAUUUAACGAUUCAUUUUGUAAUAUUAGCGUUUCAUUCUAAAUGUCAGCUUUGCUGUAAAAGGAGAGUUUAGUUUCUUGAGCUGUUAUAAACAAUCCUUUUCCAGUCAGGAAUGUGUUUAUGUAUUAGCAGUGAGUAUUGCUUUUCUGUAAGAACUUGUAUGUACUUUUGUGAAACUGUUGCAUAUUUCCUCAUGAAUUUAUUUUUUAUGGAUGCACGGUAUUUAGACGUCACCAAUUAUCUUAACUGUCAAUGUCUAUAUUGUGAAAGCUAAAGUAGCCUAUUAAAAUGUUUCUGUAGGUUG